Parnassius apollo (apollo) is the source of this 648-nucleotide messenger RNA. The record is from the annotation of a GenBank genome assembly. Lineage: Eukaryota; Metazoa; Arthropoda; Insecta; Lepidoptera; Papilionidae.
AUGAAUUCCGAGCCGGCGAGCCGGGCGUGGUGGUGCUUCGCCCGGAGGCGCUGGCGCGCGACUCGGGCUCCGAGUCGGAUGGCAGAGGGGGAGGGGGUUGAUGGGGUGGGGCGGCCGCCGUCACCGCUCGCCGUGCGCUUCGUCAACGACAACGUACUCAUCAACGGACGCUCCUCCAUGCCCACCAGACCCAACAGGCAGCGCAUCGCCAAUUUGAAGCUGCAAUUCGACGAUUCACUAACGCGCACGUUCGAGUACCCGUCGGAGACGUCCCUGUGCGAAGAGUCGCCGUCCUCUGAUACCGCUGUCGCUACCUCUCCCGCUACCUGCACCGCUACCUCUCCCGCUACCGCUACCACGCCCACUACCGGCACGCUCGCCGCCAACACGCACCUCGUGUCCGGAUCGCUGGGUCGCUACACGCCGAGUAAGACACACGCAGAUUCCUUCCAGCUCGGCCUCACAAGGCCUCACGCCGAAACGGAGCAGUCGGAGCAGAGUAAGGCGGACGCUGUCGUGGAGGCCGAGGCACAAGCUCAAGCAGAAGCGGAAGCCGAGGCGGAGGCGGGCGACGCGCGCCCGUGCGCCGCGCACGCCGCGCGCUCCUGGAGCGACGCGCGCGCGCUCUCCACCGACCUGCUGUUCUAG